Meriones unguiculatus (Mongolian gerbil) is the source of this 6692-nucleotide messenger RNA. It is a transcript of the gene Ly75, whose product is annotated as lymphocyte antigen 75. The transcript is spliced from 35 exons. The record is from RefSeq and is a predicted model, not a curated record. Gene Ontology annotation, molecular function: signaling receptor activity. Lineage: Eukaryota; Metazoa; Chordata; Mammalia; Rodentia; Muridae. Bases 48 to 5222 code for a protein of 1724 amino acids.
GCUUCGCCCCAGGAGCCGGUGAGAGCCACCGAGGCCUGGGACCGGAGAUGGGGACGCACCCGGCCACCCCGGGCCGCGCGGCGGGGCUGCUCCUGCUGUGGCUGCGGUGCUUCGGGCUUGUGGAGCCUGCCCAGCGCUCAGGUAAUGAUCCGUUCACCAUCCUCAAUGAAAACACCGGCAAGUGCAUUCAGCCGCUCACUGACUGGAUAGUGACCCAGGACUGCAGUGACACCAAAAGCAUGUUGUGGAAAUGGGUGUCUCAGCACCGGCUCUUUCACCUGGAAUCCCAACUGUGCCUUGGCCUAGACAUUACCAAAACCACAGAAAACCUGCGGAUGUUCAGCUGUGACUCCAGUGCCAUGCUGUGGUGGAAGUGUGAGCACCACUCUCUGUACAGUGCUGCCCAGUACAGGCUGGCUCUGAAAGAUGGGUACGCCAUCGCCAGUACCAAUUCAUCCGAUGUCUGGAAGAAGGGGGGCUCCCAGCAGAACCUCUGUGACCAGCCUUACCACGAGAUCUAUACCAGAGACGGGAACUCCUAUGGAAGGCCUUGUGAAUUUCCGUUCUUGAUUGGUGAGACGUGGCACCAUGAGUGCAUUCAUGAUGAAGGGCACAGUGGGCUGUGGUGUGCCACCACCCUACACUAUGAAGAUGAUCAGAAGUGGGGCAUCUGCCUAGAGCCAGAAGAUGGCUGUGAAGGUAACUGGGAAAAGAAUGAGCAGAUUGGAAGUUGCUACCAAUUUAACAAUCGGGAAGUUCUUUCUUGGAAAGAAGCUUACGUUUCCUGUCAGAACCAAGGAGCUGACUUACUGAGCAUCAACAGCGCUGCUGAAUUAGCGUAUAUCACGGGAAAAGAAGACAUCGCUAGGACUGCUUGGAUUGGACUGAAUCAGCUCUAUUCCGCCAGAGGCUGGGAAUGGUCAGACUUCAAGCCACUAAAAUUCCUCAACUGGGAUCCAGGCGCGCCCAGUGCACCUCUGAUAGGUGGGUCAAGCUGUGCGAAGAUGGACACGGAGUCCGGGCUGUGGCGGAGUGUCUCCUGCGAAUCUCAGCAGCCCUACAUCUGCAAGAAGCCCCUGAACAGCACGGUGGAGCUCCCAGAUGUUUGGACCUAUGCAGACACCCACUGUGAGGUGGGCUGGCUGCCAAAUAAUGGAUUUUGCUAUCUGCUGGCAAAUGAAAGUGGUUCCUGGGAGGCAGCCCACUUGAAAUGCAAAGCCUUCGGAGGUGAUCUCAUCAGCAUCCAUUCCUUGGCAGACGUGGAGGUGGUUGUCACAAAACUCCAUAGUGGGGAUGUCAAAGAAGCAAUAUGGACAGGCCUUAAGAACAUAAAGAGCCCCGCUUUGUUCCAGUGGUCAGACGGAACGGAAGUCACUCGAACAUACUGGAACGAGAAUGAGCCGAAUGUUCCCUGCAAUAAGACUCCCAACUGUGUUUCCUAUUUGGGAAAGUUAGGUCAGUGGAAAGUCCAGUCCUGUGAAGAGAAACUCAGAUAUGUAUGCAAGAAAAAGGGAGAAAUAACUGAUGAUUCACGGUCUGAUAAGCUGUGCCCUCCAGAUGAGGGCUGGAAGAGGCAUGGAGAAACCUGUUACAAGAUCUAUGAGAACGAGGUCCCUUUCGGAACAAACUGCAAUCUGACCAUCACUAGCAGGUUUGAGCAGGAAUUCUUGAAUGACAUGAUGAAGAAGUACGAUAAGACCCUUCAGAAGUACUUCUGGACCGGCCUGCAAGACGCCCAUUCCCGAGGAGAGUACAGCUGGGCCGCUGCCGGUGGAGCAAAGCAGGCUGUGACCUUCUCCAACUGGAAUUUUCUUGAACCAGCGUCUCCAGGCGGGUGCGUGGCUAUGUCUACGGGAAAGAGUCUUGGCCGAUGGGAAGUGAAGAACUGCAGGAGCUUCAGAGCACUUUCAAUAUGCAAGAAGAUGAGCGGGCCCCCGGAGCCCGAGAAAGCAGCCCCCAAUCCCGACGACCCCUGUCCCGAAGGCUGGCACGCUUUCCCCUCCAGUCUUUCUUGUUAUAAGGUGUUCCAUAAAGAAAGAGUUGUAAGAAAGAGGAACUGGGAAGAAGCUGAAAGAUUCUGCCAAGCCCUUGGAGCACACCUACCCAGCUUCAGCCACAGGAGUGAAAUAAAGGACUUUGUUCACUUGUUACACGACCAGUUCAGUGAGCAGCGCUGGCUGUGGAUCGGUCUGAAUAAAAGAAGCCCUGACUUACAAGGGUCCUGGCAGUGGAGUGACCGCACACCAGUGUCUACUGUCAUCAUGGAGCCAGAGUUUCAACAGGAUUAUGACAUUAGAGACUGUGCUGCUGUCAAGGUACGUGACAGGCCUUGGCGAAGAAGCUGGUAUCCCUAUGAUGAGAAAGAAUUUGUUUAUUUGAAGCCUUUUGCUUGUGAUGUAAAACUUGAAUGGGUGUGUCAGAUUCCAAAAGGCAACACUCCCCAAAUCCCAGACUGGUAUAACCCAGAGCGCAGUGGAAUUCACGGGCCCCCACUCAUCAUCGAAGGGAGUGAAUACUGGUUUGUUGCCGAGCCGCACCUAAACUAUGAGGAAGCCGUCCUGUACUGUGCCAGCAACCACAGCUUUCUCGCCACGAUCACAUCCUUUACGGCACUAAAGGCUAUCAGGAACAAAAUAGCAAAUAUAUCUGGUGAAGAACAGAAGUGGUGGGUAAAAACAAGUGAGAAUCCAAUCGACCGUUACUUUCUGCGCUCACGAGGCCCAUGGCACCAUUUUCCCAUGAUGUUUGGAGAUGAAUGCUUGUACAUGUCGGCCAAGAUGUGGCUUAUCGACUUAAGUAAGCGAGCAGACUGCAACGUCAAGCUGCCCUUCAUCUGUGAGAAAUAUAACAUAUCUUCCUUAGAGAAAUAUAGCUCAGAUUCUCCAGCUAAAGCACAGUGCACUGGGAAAUGGAUUCCUUUUCGAAAUAAGUGCUUUUUAAAGGUCAAGUCUAAGCCUGUUACAUUUUCUCAAGCAAGUAGCAUUUGCCAUUCCUAUGGUGGUACCCUGCCUUCUGUGCUGAGCCGGAGUGAACAAGAUUUUAUUAUAUCAUUGCUUCCCGAAAUGGAAGCCGGUUUGUGGAUUGGUCUGCGCUGGACUGCCUACGAAAGGAUAAGCAAAUGGACCGAUGACAGAGAGCUGACAUACAGCAACUUUCACCCCCUGCUGGUUGGUCGGAGGCUGAGUAUACCCACAAAUUUCUUUGAUGAAGACUCUCACUACCAUUGUGCCUUGAUUCUCAACCUGAAAAGGUCACCGUUUACUGGGACCUGGAAUUUUACUUCCUGCUCUGAACCCCACUCUCUAUCUCUCUGUCAGAAGUACUCAGACACUGAAGAUGGACAGCCCUGGGAGAGCACCUCGGAAACCGUGAAGUAUCUCACGAACCUGUACAAAGUCAUCACGAAGCCUCUGACCUGGCAUGGUGCUCUGAAGGAGUGCCUGAGCGAGAACAUGCGGCUGGUGAGCAUCACAGACCCCUACCAGCAGGCCUUUCUGGCCGUGCAGGCCGCCCUGCGGAACGCCUCCUUCUGGAUCGGACUCUCCAGUCAGGACGACGAACUCAACUUUGGUUGGUCAGAUGGGAAGCAUCUUCAUUUUAGUAACUGGGCUGAAAACAAUGAGCAACUUGAUGACUGUGUGAUAUUAGACACGGAUGGAUUCUGGAAAACAGCUGACUGUGAUGAUAACCAGCCGGGUGCCAUUUGCUACUAUCCAGGAAAUGAGACCGAAAAGGAGGUCAAACCGUCAGACAGCGCUAAAUGUCCGUCUCCUGUGCAGAGCACCCCCUGGGUGCCGUUUCAGAACUCCUGCUACAAUUUCAUGAUAACAAAGAACAGACAUAAGACGAUCACUCAGAAGGAAGUGCACUCUAUGUGCCAGAAACUGCAUUCAAAAGCACAUAUUCUGAGUAUUCGAAAUGAGGAGGAGAAUAACUUUGUUGUUGAGCAGCUUCUGUACUUCAAUUAUAUCGCCUCGUGGGUCAUGUUAGGAGUAACCUAUGAAAACAAUUCUUUCAUGUGGUCCGAUAAGACUGCAUUGUCCUACACACACUGGAGGACCGGAAGGCCAGCUGUGAAAAACCACAAAUUUUUGGCUGGUCUAAGUACCGACGGCUUCUGGGAUAUUCAGUCCUUCAACGUCAUCGAAGAAACACUUCGUUUUUACCAGCACAGCAUUUUUGCUUGUAAAAUUGAAAUGGUUGACUACAAGGAAGAAUACAAUAGCACGCUGCCACAGUCCAUCCCGUAUGAGGAUGGCAUCUAUCAUGUUAUUCAGAGAAAAGUGACCUGGUACGAAGCAUUGAACACGUGCUCUCGAAGUGGUGGACACUUGGCAAGCGUUCAUAACCCACUCGGGAAGCUCUUUCUGGAAGACCUGGUGAACCGUGAUGGAUUCCCUCUCUGGGUUGGGCUCUCCAGUCAUGAUGGAAGUGAAUCGAGUUUUGAAUGGUCCGAUGGCAGUGCAUUUGACUACGUCCCGUGGAAAAGCCCAGAAUCUCCUGGAGAUUGUGUCGUCUUAUAUCCAAAAGGAAUUUGGAAACACGAAAAAUGCCUGUCUGUUAAGGAUGGUGCUAUUUGUUACAAGCCUACAAAAUCUAAGGCGCUGCCCCCUCAUCAAAAUACACACUCAUCCAAAUGUCCAGUGGCGAAAAGGAAUGGUUCCCAAUGGAUCCAGUAUGGCGACCACUGUUACUCAACUGACCAGGCAUUGCACAGCUUCUCAGAGGCCAAAGAGCUGUGUCAAGAACUUGAUCAUUCUGCCACCGUUGUCACCAUCGCAAAUGAAAAUGAGAAUAAAUUUGUGAGCAGGUUGAUGAGGGAGAACUAUAACAUCACAAUGAGAGUUUGGCUUGGAUUCUCUCAGCAUUCCCUCGAUCAGUCUUGGAGCUGGUUAGAUGGAUUAGAUGUGACAUUUGUCAAAUGGGAAAACAAAAGUAAGAACGGUGAUGGAAAAUGUAGCAUUUUGAUAGCUUCAAAUGAAACCUGGAGAAAAGUCGAAUGUUCUCGUGGCUAUGCGAGAAUGGUCUGCAAAGUUCCUCUGAGGCCGGAUUACAGAGGCAUCGCCGUCCUGUUCGCCGUGCUGGGUGUCCUAGCGCUCGUCAGCGGACUGAUUUGGUUCCUCCUGCAAAGAGGCCGGCUCCGCUGGACAGGCUUCUCGGCCGUUCGGUAUGAACACGGAGCCAACGAAGACGAGGUGAUGCUCCCUUCUUUCCACGACUAACUUCUCCCAAGAGCCCGUUCACUGGCACGAUGCCCAGUGUCCCAGCAGCAAGAUGAGCCGCGUAACAAUGUCGCACAACCAGUGUUUACGCUGUUUCGAAGUCUUAGCAGCGCUUUCAGCUGGUGAGUGGCUGCUUAACCAGCAGACGGCCAUGCUAGUAAGUGCACGUCCCAGAGCAGAGAGGACUGAGAGCCGAAAUGGAUGCUCCGAUUGUUUACAGGGGAUAAGUUUAACCCACGUGAAUUUUCUCUGUAAGAAUGCAGUCGCUCAGUAGAUGUGUGCGUAUUUUAAUGGCAUUUUUACAGCUUCGUAGAAAACUCAAAUUGUCAAGACUACCUACAUAUCUGCCUUCUGCGAGCAUCUGACCAAAUGCAAUUAACACCUCAGGCAAAAACUCAACUAUAACUAAGAUUGAUGAUGCUUCAAAACAGCCUUUAACGGCACUGGGGGAAAAAUGCUAAAUAAGGCAUAUUUUUACACACCAAAUGGAGACUCUUGGAAGAUAUUUCUUAUGUUAUUUCAAAUAGAUUUAUACCAAUAUUAAUAAAUGGUAACGUUUUCUGAUUGUAAUUCCUCAGAGUCAGUGGUUUGGGAUUUCUUUCUCUUUCUCUUUUUUGGAAAACUUGGAGUUAAAUGUUUUCUAAACUCGGGAAUGUUAUCGUAAUAAUUGACUAGGCAUACUGUAUGUCUAUGGAGCAUGUCUUUUGCUCCAUGACUUUCUUUUUUUUACAAGGACCCAAUUACAGAUGAGACUUAAACUUUUACAGUCUUGUAUUUCACAUAGCACAUCAACUUUUGAUGAAUGUAUUAUUUUGGUUGCCUUUUUAUCCGAGCAAAAUAGGAAAGUGGUCUUUGAAUGAUGGUGUUUACUAACUUUGUAUUUGUAAAAAAAAAAACAACAGCUUCUGAGACAGUGAAACUCAAAGCUUUGUGAUUCAUGUGGGAAUAUUUAAAACUUAAAUGAUUAGGGAAACAUUAUUCUGUGCAUGUGAUUUCCAUUUUAACACCUGGAAUAUAUUCUUACUAGCUGUGUCUACUAAAUAUGGUGACAGCUUUGUUCAGUGUUUCAUAUUUAUACUUUAGAAUAUUUUUGUACAAGACACAAAUUUAUUUUGUUUGAGGUGUUUAUACUAUCAUAAAGCUGUAAAUAAUUUUCUAAGGCUGUUUUAAUAUAGGCUACAAUUGUCCUAAAAUAUUCUCACUGAGGCAUCUUUUAAAUAAUCAUUAGGAAUUUCUUCAGAGACCUAAAACCAAAGCAACAUGACUAGAGCUGAUGCCGUGGUAACGUUGGCUUGCCUUUUUAAAGCGUUGGAGUUGAUCCCUGCAUGCAAAAACAUUUCUAAAUUAGAUUUGAUUGUAUCCAUGUCUAGUGAGAUGAUAAAGUGUCCAGCUAUUGGAAGUUGAGGCAUUAUUUAAAGAUUUGUGCGAGCACUUUUUAAAGAAUAAAUAAAUCGUUGUAUCUCUAAAUUA